ACACAAUAAACAAAGGCGGACGGACGGGCACACAAAGUUAGAUAUUAUUAUUAUUGGUUAUUGCUAGCAACUUUAGGCGUUCUGGAGCUACGCGCUACUCAACCUCCGGCCGCGAUGAGCAGCAACACGGAUCAGGAAACGGCUCCGAUAGCCGCGCCGCGCAACGGCAGCGCUGGCAGUGUGUUCCGCAGCUUCGGCUCCCUUUUCGGGGGAAACAACUCGGACACCAACACUCGCCCCCAAACGCCGCAAUCUGGCGAUGGCUAUGUGGAGUUUGGGAUGCAGAAUCCGGAACGGAGUGGCCGCACUCUGGGCACCUUUGCUGGCGUCUUCAGUCCGGUGGCCCUCUCAAUGUUCAGUGCAUUGGUUUUCAUACGUGUUGGUUAUAUUGUGGGCAAUGCGGGUCUGUACAUAACUCUGCUGCAGUUCCUCAUCGCUUAUGGGAUUCUACUGUUUACGGUGGCCUCUGUCUGCGCCAUCUCCACCAAUGGAGCCAUCGAAGGCGGCGGCGUCUACUUCAUGAUUAGCCGCACUUUGGGCCUGGAAUUUGGCGGCUCCAUUGGCACCUUGUUCUUCUUUGCGAACGUCGUCGGCUCGGCCAUGGCCAUCUCUGGCUGCACCGAGGGCAUCAUGGAUAACUUUGGCCCGGGCGGACACUUUGUCGGCGACGGUGCCACCCUGCCCGAUGGCAAGUGGUGGCGCUUCCUCACCAGCAGCAUCAUCAACACCUGCCAGCUGCUGGUCUGCCUGGUGGGUGCCGCGCUCUUUGCCAAGACGUCAGUGAUUAUUUUGGGCACGGUGACCGUCUCUCUGCUCGCUACGUACAUCAGUUUCCUGGCUCUGGGCGGCAACAAUGACAAGAUUCCGGUGCCCGUGGAGAAUACCUAUUAUAAUCAGUCUACGUUCCUACCGUACACGGGUCUAAGUGCGAAUACACUGAGCGAUAAUCUGGGCGCGCAGUAUGGCCACGAUUACACAUCGAACAAUAAGAUGGUGGACUUCUCCACGACCUUUGGUGUGCUGUUCUCCGGUGUGACGGGCAUCAUGGCUGGCGCGAACAUGUCCGGGGAGCUGAAGAACCCAGCCAAGAGCAUUCCCUGGGGUACACUCUCAGCGGUGGCAUUUACCUUCGUCUCGUACAUCAUCCUCUCCUUCCUGAUGAGCUGCACCACGCCGGGUGUGACGAUGCGAAACAAUUACCUAUUCCUGAUGCCCGUCAAUGCGUGGCCACCGUUCACGGCCAUUGGCAUUCUGACGGCCACCUUCUCGACGGGCUUGAGCAAUCUGAUCGGAUCGAGCCGCAUACUGGAGGCGCUGUCCAAGGAUCAAGUCUUUGGCUCGCUGCUCAACUUUGUGCUGCACGGCACGUGGAAGGGCAACCCGAUUGCCGCCGUUGCCGUCAGCUGGGUGAUGGUGGAGUGCAUUCUGCUAAUUGGCUCCUUCAACAUCAUUGCGCAGAUCAAUUCGGUGCUGUUUAUGCUCUCGUAUCUGGCCACCAAUCUGGCCUGCCUGGGCAUUGAGCUGACGGGUGCACCCAACUUCCGGCCGCUCUUCAAAUACUUCACCUGGCACACGUGCCUCGUCGGUCUGCUGGGCACACUCAUCAUGAUGUUUGUCAUCAAUCCGAUUUAUGCUUCGAUUUGCAUCAUUCUGUGCUUGAUUUUGGUCAUUGCCUUGCAUCUGUUUUCGCCUGCCACGCAGGCAGCCCAAUGGGGUUCCAUUUCCCAGGCUCUGAUGUUCCACCAGGUGCGCAAGUAUCUGCUGAUGUUGGAUCCGCGCAAGGAUCAUGUCAAGUUCUGGCGUCCGCAGAUACUCCUGCUGGUUUCCUCGCCACGUUCCUGCUGUCCGUUGGUGGAUUUUGUCAACGAUCUCAAGAAGAGCGGCCUCUACAUCAUUGGCCACGUGAUAGUAGGUGACUUCCAGAGCGUCGAGGAUAUGGAGGAGAACCAGCAAUGGUGGUCCUUCCUGGAUCACAUGCGCGUCAAGGCAUUCACGGAGGUCACGCUCAGCCGCAGCAUACGCGAGGGUGUCCAGCAUUUGACACGUUUGUCGGGCAUUGGCGCUAUGAAGCCAAACACAAUCAUUUUGGGCUUCUACGACGACGAACCACCCAAAGAUUUCUUUCAAAACGGUUCCUCCCCAUAUAAAACGGAUGACUUUAACGCCGGCGAAGUGCACAACUUUCCCAUACGACGCGACGGCGAUCCAAAGCAUUUUAAGGUGCAGGAAUAUGUGCAAAUACUCUGCGAUACGCUGCGCAUGAAGAAGAAUCUGUGUCUGUGCAGGAACUUUCAGCGUUUGGACAAGAACUUUAUAGCCAUCAGCAAACAUGUCAAGUACAUUGAUGUUUGGCCCAUAAAUGUAUUUAAUCCCACAUGUGGUGAUCCCUUCGAUAUGGUCUCGCUGUUCAUGAUGCAACUGGCUGUCAUAAUGCUGGCCAAAUGGAAGCAUCUGCGAGUGAGAAUAUUCCUCUGUGAGACAAAUGAUGAGCGAACUGUGGGCACCUUUGACACGCAAUCACCGCAAAUGGAAAUCUUCUCAAAGCUGAAGCUGCAACAGUCGCUCAAGGAGUUGCGCAUCACGGCGGACAUCAUAGAGAUUGAGGAAUGGAGUCGUGACUCGGACUUUGUGCGUCAUGCACGCACCCUCAAGCAGUUCACGGCGCAGGCGGACAACACGCUGCCUGAGGACGAUGAUGGCGAUGAGACAAUGAAUCGUUCGCUGCUCUACAUGCAGCGUGCAAAUCAAAUAAUACGCGAUCGCUCGGAUCAGACGGCGCUAUCGUUCAUCUAUUUGGCAGCGCCACCAAAGCUAACGACAAAAGAUUUUGCUGCACGCAGCGCCAGCUAUGUGGAGCUGCUCACAGAGCUGACGGCUGAUUUGCCGCCCACAAUACUGGUGCAUGGCGUCAGUACGGUGACCUCGACAACGCUGUAGACUCCAGACUCUAGCAAGCAUUUCCACAAGUGAUAAAAGCAAAAAACAACCUCCCAACAUAGUGCAACAAAAGGCACCCGGAAUGAACCAAUUUAAACGCUGUCGCUCUCUAUUUCUGUGUCUGUCUUGCUGGCAAUUUAUCAGCUAUUGUGUGUGUGUCCCAUGUGUGCUUGUAGCUUGUAACAGUGUUCGUUUAAUAUUAGCACUUGUAGUUGGUUCGUUCAGCACCUCUCACACAGAGAUCAGCAUUGAAAUCAAUCAUCAUAUCAGCCGAUUCUAUAACUUAUUUUAUCUAUGACUAAACGUAUCAUGUUUUAAUCCACCACCCACCCCGAUAUUAACAUUUAUUGUGAUUCUAUCUUCUACUUCUAACCACGAACACGAAUAAUGAUAACCGACAGGCAAACACACAAGUAUUAGAGUAUUAAUUAUAAACAUUUCAUUGUGCACUUAGUGAUAACUCCCAACCCCAAUGGGUGCAGCGUGCGGCUGUACUCCCAGUUCAAUGUACGACUUU
Messenger RNA from Drosophila guanche, 3454 nucleotides. Its product is annotated as solute carrier family 12 member 9. The transcript is spliced from 7 exons. The record is from RefSeq and is a predicted model, not a curated record. Bases 115 to 2937 code for a protein of 940 amino acids. Lineage: Eukaryota; Metazoa; Arthropoda; Insecta; Diptera; Drosophilidae. Gene Ontology annotation, biological process: potassium ion import across plasma membrane; potassium ion homeostasis; chloride ion homeostasis. Gene Ontology annotation, cellular component: membrane. Gene Ontology annotation, molecular function: potassium:chloride symporter activity.